This is a messenger RNA of Caenorhabditis briggsae, 753 nucleotides long. The record is from RefSeq and is a predicted model, not a curated record. The transcript is spliced from 4 exons. Gene Ontology annotation, molecular function: phosphomannomutase activity. Gene Ontology annotation, biological process: mannose metabolic process; GDP-mannose biosynthetic process; protein N-linked glycosylation. Lineage: Eukaryota; Metazoa; Nematoda; Chromadorea; Rhabditida; Rhabditidae. Bases 1 to 753 code for a protein of 250 amino acids. Gene Ontology annotation, cellular component: cytosol.
AUGAGCUCUCCGAAGACGAUUCUGGUGUUUGAUGUAGAUGGAACACUGACGGCGGCGAGACAGGGAAUCACCGCAGAAAUGCGCGAAUUUCUCGCCGAGACCCGCAAACGCGUUCCGUUGGCUGUUGUAGGCGGUUCGGACUUUAAAAAGAUCACCGAGCAGCUUGCAGGACACGAUAGGGAUCUUUUGCUCUCCUCGUUCGACUACGUCUUCUCAGAAAAUGGCUUGCUGGGAUUCAAGGGCACCGACGCCUUCCCAGUCCAAUCGAUUCAAAAAGCCAUCGGCGAUGAGAAACUUCAGGAGUUGAUCAAUUUUGCCCUCCGCUACAUGUCGGAAAUUCGGCUUCCGAAGAAACGUGGAAAUUUCGUCGAAUUUCGCAAUGGAAUGAUCAAUUUGUCGCCGAUUGGGAGGAGUUGUUCCCAAGAGGAGCGAAUGGAAUUUGUGAAGUUUGAUUCGGAAAAUGGGAUUAGGUUGAAGUUCGCGGAGGAGUUGAAAAAGAAUUUCGGCAAAUGUGGGUUGCAGUUUGCAAUCGGCGGUCAAAUAUCGGUCGACGUCUUUCCUACCGGAUGGGACAAGACAUUCUGCCUACAGUACUUUGAGAACGACUACGAUGUCAUUCACUUCUUUGGUGAUAAGACCGCGCCGGGCGGCAACGACCAUGAGAUUUUUGCCGAUGAGAGAACGAUUGGGCAUACUGUAGAGGGACCGGAGGACACCAGGAAACAAGUGGAGGCGGUGCUGAAUGCAAUUUAA